Molecule: messenger RNA, 4343 nt
Organism: Haplochromis burtoni (Burton's mouthbrooder)
Lineage: Eukaryota; Metazoa; Chordata; Actinopteri; Cichliformes; Cichlidae
Product: bromo and FHA domain-containing protein DDB_G0267958
Exons: 5
Coding region: 441-2072 (543 amino acids)
Source: RefSeq, a predicted model, not a curated record
GUGGGUUAGGAGGUGUGACCCCUAAACUGGAAGCGUGGCUGAUUUAUUUUUUCAGUUCUGAUUAUAAUGAGCUUGGGAGUGUAGCAAUUACCUCCCACCACAGGGGGCGCUCAGAACAACCGGUCACCCAAUAGGGACACGAUCUGUUUUAUUUAUCAGAGACUACAUCCUGUAGCUCUCAGCUCGUCUGUUUUCCAUUUGUUGCUGAGUUUUUGCAGCUGGAAGUCUGCCUUUAUUUUCACUGCACUGCACCGAAUAUCAACCAGAUUUUCUCUCGCACAUAUCUGUGAAGGCCCUUAAAGGAGUUCCGCCGGGCAGCGAUUCCAGGAUAACGCUGGCGGGAUUUGACGUUAGCUCACACCGUUAGCCCUCUGCUGUGAACCGGAUCCGGACAGAGUUUUUCUCUCUGCGUAUCUCACCACAAACAGAAGACUGAAGUUAUGAUGGCGAGUGAAAAUGCUGACGCCAACGCGGGGAACGAUGAGGAAACGGGUCCCUCAGCCGAAUCUAACGAGCACGACUAUGCCCACACUGCAGACACAAACUUGGCGAGCUCUUCCACCAAUCCUCCGGGAGAGCCCGUGCAGAGCGUCCUGGUGCAGCCCUCUGAGUCCCUGCAAAUGGAGCUUCCAGAACCCACUGUGGGUGCAGAGGUAGACUGCCCUGUUGGGAAUGAAGUGGAGGCACAGACCGGAGUACACCCCCAAAAGGCUGAAGACUCUCAGUUGGCUGCUCCGGCGGUCCAUCGCGGAGGUCCGCGGCGAGUGAGGCGGCCGGAGGACAAAAACUGCUCCUGCUGCAGGCUCGAGUUCGAGCGGCACGGUCGGUCCUUCAACCGGAGGGCGGUGUACACGUUCACCUCCCCGGAAACUGUGCACUGGGCCUUCCCGGGCUGCGUGGUCCACGAAAAGUCCUUCCUGUGCGAGACGUGCGCGCAGGUGAUCCGGAGCAAAUGCAAACGCAAACAGAGCGGGAAACGGAAUCUGUGGCUGAAGCCGCCUCCGACUAAACCGUCGCAGGUGAAUGAUAAGAAGGCGGCAGGUUGCAGGAUGGGGAAAAAGAGCAAAGCAGCGCUGCUUGUUAGCAAGUCCAGCUACAAAGCUGCUUUCCAAAUGCUCUGGUCCUCUAAAGGUGCCCGGAAACCCAUGAUGGAGUUCUGGAGCAAACAGCUGAAAAAUGAGAUGAAGACGCUGUCGCGACUGUCAGACAAUCCCUUCCAUCAGAAGGUAUCUGGGAAAAAACCGCUGUCGUCCUUCCCCUGGCGGCGAUGUCUGAACUGGGUUCAGGAAAAGGCUCCGCUUGUCACCACGUGCCUCCGCUCACUGUUCCCAGACAUCAAUGCCCUCUACAAGAGCAACAGCCAGCUGACAGAGGAGCAGGCUUUCAUGCUGCUGGAGCGACGGACUGUGGUGGCGCUCUCCAUCCCUCUCUUCACCAGGAACAUCUGGAAGAACAACUUCCUGCAGGCCGCUCUGGGGGCUGAGCUCCGCCUGCAGGGCUGCUCCGGGUCCGCCCUUGAAAUCCUCAACACUAUGGGCCUGUGCCAGAACAAAGACACCGUCAGGUUGCUGCUGCACAGACUGCGAAAUGGCAAAGACAUGGAUGGAGACGCCGGGAUGAACGCUAAAGAAGAGCAACUGAAAGAACAGAUGGGAGAAGUGAUGACAGAUGAGGAGGAAGAGGAAGAAGAGAAAGAUGAGGAGGAGGAAGAUGAUGACAAUGAAGAGGAGGAGGAAGAGGAGGAAAUGGUGAUGGCAGUAGAAGAGGAGGUAGUUGAAGAGGAAGUGCAGGACGGGAUGCAAGAGGAGGAAGAGGUUGAGGAGGAUCGUGCAGAGGAGGAAAAAGAAGAAAAGAAGAGAAAGAAGAGGGCGAAAAAGCAGAGGAAGGAGGAGAAGAGGAAGGAGAGAGUGAAACGAAAGGCAAAGGAGCAGCAGCAGGAGGAGGAUGACGACGAUGAUGAUGAUGAUGAUGAUGAGGACUCGGAGCAGAAAAAGAAGAGGGUGGUGGUUGUGAGGCUCGGAUUGCUGAAGGGACACUCGGAGGUCGGACGAUCAGAUCUGUCAGCUCCUUAAGACUGCAGGCCCCUCCUCCAAUCAGAGAGCAGCACAGAGUCCCCGCCCUCUUCCCUGGCAUGGUUAGUAACUGUAGAGGGAAAGUAAUAAGAGCUUUACUAUAAAUGCUCUGUUUCAGUUUGAGCCCAAGAACACAAAAACUGCUCCAAUGUGACUAACAGCAAAACACCCACAGCUGAUCAAUUAUGACUGAAAAUCAACAAAUUCUUCCUUUCAUUUUAACUCAUAGCAAAUUAAAGAAAAUUCAGAUUUAAAAAGGAAAAUAACAAAUUUGGCUCAAAUCACAAGAACAGCAACAGGAUGAAGUACAAUGACCUAGAGAAUAAAAGAGUAAAAAACACUGGGCCUCUUGCUCUUUUAGUUUGAAGAUUAAAGUAAUUAUUCCACAUGAUAUUGAAAUAUUAUGUUAGUAAAGUCAAAUAUAGCAACAGAAAAUAAACGUUAUGAGAAUAAAGUCAUUUUGUUUUGAUUAUUUGUUAGUUGAUCGUGCUUUAAGGUUUUGCACUCGGUCACAAGUUUUCACAUUAAAACCAAAAUAUUCUCUUUAUAGUAUUUUGAACUUUUAGUAGCAGAAGAUGAGAUGCUGCUAAACAUUGAACAGCGCUCUCUGUCAGGAAACUCUGUUAAGCUAGUUCAUUGAUUUACUGCCAAAUUCCAUUCACCAAAACUUUAAUGUUAGUCAUCCAAAAGCUGUAUAUAGAGCGGCUAGGGCCACUUCAGAGUCUCAGAUUAGCACAAGUGAGGCCUAGCAGGCAGCGAUUGGUUACACCUGGCUUUGUUUCCGUAGCUUCCCACUCUAACUGUAUGCCUAACAAUCUCCAAAACUACCAGUUCUAUCAAAACCCACUGCUUAUAAAGUUGAUACAAAGUGGAAAACUAUCCAUUACAGACCAAAACAUGUUUUUAUUUGUUGUAAAGUCAUCCAUUUAACAAUAUGACUCUAUGGGGAUUGGCUCGUGUUUGGAGACAGCCUCAAGUGGCCAGCACAUUUUUAUUCUCAUUACAUUAUGGCUUGAUUCUCAUAACACUGAAUCUUUUUCUGCUCAUAAGAUUUACACUUAAACACACCUUAACUUUCAGUAAAGUCCGAGCAGUUCCCUCCAUGGAGUUUUUCUUAAAUUCUGGAUAUCUAUUGAAUCUCAAAGCACUUCCCUGUAAUUACGCAGUUACUCUUACAAAAAAAAAAUAAACUGCUUGUGAUGCCAUGUAAAAUGCAUGAGAGGGGGGUACAAGCUGCACUUUUAGCUUCAGAGAGACUGGAUAUCCUCAACCACUUUGACUAAAGCCAUCAGUGACCGUCGUGGACUCCGUGUUCAUUGGACUGUCAGAGCUAUCAGGAGGUGAAAAUUUUCUAAUCCUGCUGCUGUUACGCCAUCUUUAUUUUUACAAACUGGCAGGAGAAGAUUGUGCGAGUUUGAUUCUGAACACUGUGACGUCUCAAAGGACUGAGGCUGGGAGCGGAGUAGAUCCACACCCGAGAAAAGGACCUGGACUUUUUGUUAGCUUUGAUGAACCAAACUGAAGCGAUCGAAGGCUUUGGUGUGCUUGUUUGAUGCACAGCGAAGCUUUUAUGCAUCGUUUCUUCGUGUCAUGCUGGACCGAUGGCAGGAUUGCAGAUUCGGGCGCCUGCAGACAUCAUAGCCACUGAGUAACCAUUAAAACAGACUUUCAGUGGUAGUUAGUGUUCUUAUGUUUGGUUUUCAGGAGAUUGUUUAAUGUAUCAGAGCUUUUAGAGGAACUUUUUUGGCACGACACGAACACAGUGGGAAAUGUGUAAAAAGCCUUUAAAGAUGUGAUAAAUACCAAAAAAAGUUCCUUAGACUGUAAUUUCAGUGAAGUUUACUAAUAAGUUUCAGAAAAGAUAAUUUUUUGCACUUCGGUCCUGAUUACAGUGGAAAUGAAUGUUAGAUAGGUUUGGGGGGGUUUUUUGUAACUGUAAUUUGAACCAGAGUGUGAUGUUCUUUUCAUGGGAUUAUUACAAAGUCAAAGACCUGUAACAUUUAAGAGUUUAUAAAUGAUGAUCUGUUUGCUCAGUUCAGUCUGAGAGCUUCCUGAAGCAGGACACUCUGUAACUCGCUCUGAUUUGUAACGAGGUUUGGUCCGUUGGGGUUUCUCAGAGUCUCAGAGAUGGUUUUUAUUUUUAUGUUUAAGUUGUAGAUCGCUGUGUUUCCCGACUGAUCUCAGAUCUGACGCUCAGACAGGGGAAGCACAGCGAGUCUGAAACUGAGAUUCUUACUGCAAAAAGUUAACCAAUAAAAAUGUUUAAGGCUA